AUGAAAUGGAUUGAUACCAACGAAAGCAAUAGUGAGAUGGAUGAAAUUCUGGUGAAGGAAUGGUUUAAUGAAAAGAAGAGCUUAAAAUUUGUUGAGGAUCUCGAGAAAGAUGUCGUAGAAAAGAGAACAGCAGAGAUCAUAAAGAAGGAUUUUAAUGUCGAUGAAGAGUUAGAAAAGGGUGACGAGGAUGAGCUGAAUGGAGACAAAAGCAGCAGUGAAGAGGACAUCUUCAUUGCGGUGCAUGGCACGGUUGAUCUUGACUCAGCUUCAGAUGAUUCUGAAUCCAAUGAACCUGCACCACGCCGUAACAUUUGUGACUUGAUGGGCCAUUAUCUGUUAGAUUACCCGUCGCCAGACAGUCCAGUAAGACUUACCAAUGGUAAUGUUAAUGCUGCAAAUGCUCAAGCUGCUGCUGAGAUGCUGGAGCGAGCCAACUAUACGGACAAGCCGGACACGCCCAAGUUCCUGCCGGCGGCCAAGCGCGUGCGUGCACAGCUGCAAGAUGUAUGUGGAUUCCUGUCGGCGUUAGCGGUGGCGUCGGACUACAAGGCUGGAGAAGAGAUUCUUGACGAAAAGAAAUUUGCCGACUGUGCCGAGUUCUUUCUUCAGGAGAUGUUUGAACUGGGUAGACGAUACAAGAUUAUGAACCCAGAGAAAUGCGCGAAAAUUCGCACUGUGCACGAUGUGGCGGAAGCUGGUGGUGCUUUGGAUAUGUUACGCGAUUCUCGCAUUCAGACUGCGACGAGGGUGGUUGCUCCUGAGGGUAAGUCACGCUCUCAGAUUCAGCGCCAGAUAAAGCAGAAGGAGCAGGCUAUUCAAGCUUUGAGCGACAAGUAUGAAAGCCGACGUUUCUCACGUGACUGUCUCCAGCAGUGUCUGUACUCGAUCGCAGAUAACAAUUACCAUCUGUACUUCGAGCGCGACCCGAUCGAUCGCAUGAUUACGUUUCUCGUUACGAAUUUCAACCCAGACGACGAGGAUGGAGAUAGUUCUUUGGCCAUCAUUAGCGGAAAUGACGGUGCACGAUUGUCCCAUUCGCACGAUCGGCAGUACAACUAUGUGCUUCAGUUUCUGACGCUCUGGCGCGAGAUCGCGCAUAACAUGUUCCGCCUACUGAUGAGGACCUACUCACCGAUGGCACACGACUCGUGGGUGGGCUCAAGUGUCAUCCGUUUUGGAGACAAGAAUGUCCCAACGCGCUCAUGUUCAUCGACAAGUACACCCAGACACCACGUUCGGUGGGGCUCGCACGCUGAAGCACACUAUUCUGGCAAACUUCUUUCGCCAAGCUUUCGACGACAGCGGAGCGGACAAUUUUUUUCGAGGCUGGAUCAUGCAUUGAUGGACGACUUACGAGCGAGUGCCUGGAAUUGGUGCUCGAACCUCCACACAAAGCCAUUCUUCCCUAAUUUCAAGAUUACAGGCUUUGUAGGCUUUGAUGACAAGUUUGGAUAG
Messenger RNA from Peronospora farinosa, 1455 nucleotides. The record is from the annotation of a GenBank genome assembly. NCBI's taxonomy places the organism in Eukaryota, Oomycota, Peronosporomycetes, Peronosporales, Peronosporaceae.